AUGGGAAGAGGUCCAAAGAAACAUUUAAAAAGAUUAGCAGCUCCACAUCAUUGGAUGUUGGACAAAUUAUCUGGUGCUUACGCUCCAAGAUCAUCAGCUGGUCCACAUAAAUUAAGAGAAUCAUUACCAUUAAUUGUCUUUUUAAGAAACAGAUUAAAGUAUGCUUUAAAUGGUAGAGAAGUUAAAGCUAUUAUGAUGCAACAACAUGUUCAAGUUGAUGGUAAAGUUAGAACCGAUUCAACUUUCCCAGCUGGUUUUAUGGAUGUUAUUACCUUAGAAGCUACUAAUGAACAAUUUAGAUUAAUCUAUGAUGUUAAAGGUAGAUUCACUGUUCAUAGAAUUUCACAAGAAGAAGCUUCAUAUAAAUUAGGUAAAGUUAAAAAAGUUCAAUUAGGUAAAAAAGGAAUUCCAUAUGUUGUUACUCAUGAUGGUAGAACUAUUAGAUACCCAGAUCCAUUAAUUAAAGUUAAUGAUUCAGUUAAAAUUGAUUUAGCUUCAGGAAAAAUCACUGAUUUCUUAAAAUUUGAUACUGGUAGAUUAGUUAUGGUUACUGGUGGUAGAAAUAUGGGUAGAAUUGGUGUUAUUACUCAUAGAGAAAAACAUGAAGGUGGUUUUGAUUUAGUUCAUAUUAAAGAUUCAUUAGAUAAUGAUUUCGUUACUAGAUUAGGUAACGUUUUUGUUAUUGGUGAAGAACAAGGUAAACCAUGGGUUUCAUUACCAAAAGGUAAAGGUAUUAAAUUAUCUAUUACUGAAGAAAGAGACAGAAGAAGACAACAACAAGGUUUAUAA
Molecule: messenger RNA, 789 nt
Organism: Lodderomyces jiufengensis
Lineage: Eukaryota; Fungi; Ascomycota; Pichiomycetes; Serinales; Debaryomycetaceae
Gene: RPS4A
Product: 40S ribosomal protein eS4
Exons: 1
Coding region: 1-789 (262 amino acids)
Biological process (GO): translation
Cellular component (GO): cytosolic small ribosomal subunit; ribosome
Molecular function (GO): structural constituent of ribosome; RNA binding
Source: RefSeq, a predicted model, not a curated record